This is a messenger RNA of Symbiodinium pilosum, 1804 nucleotides long. Lineage: Eukaryota; Dinophyceae; Suessiales; Symbiodiniaceae. The record is from the annotation of a GenBank genome assembly.
GCGCCAUGAACCGACGGGCGCUUCGGACCAUCCGUCUUCUUCUUCCUCGAUGAGAGAGUUUCAGGGAUCAACGCAGUCCUCGAGCGUCUUCCGGGAAGCACAGGUGCUUGUUCCGAGUUCAGGAUCCGGACAGACCACAGCAGUUAACAUCUCAGGCUUGGCUCGAGGUGCGCAGUCCGUCCGACUGAAAAGCUGGGACGAACCUCUUCGAUAUGCGUCGGUGGAUGAAUCUAAGGUCCGUAAGAACAUCCAACAACUUUUGGAGGUUUGCGCUGCCAGCAACAUCCCACCUCCUCCGGAGUUCGAAGCUCGGUAUUUUGCCAGCAUCCUUUCAGGUGCGGACAUUUGGAUCGGACAGGUCUUCCCCCGAGCUAGAGUGUUGGAGAGCCCUAUGUUCGUACACUGGACCUUCUACUUGGCUGAACCGUGGUCACGCCUAAACCCUGAUCUGACGGAUUCUCGAAGAGGUGUGAUUCAGUUCGCUCAUGCCACCGACACAGGCGGGAUCGCAGGUAUAGUUCGACAUCGGUUUGUAGCUCCUGCAGUCUAUGCGGACGGUGACGAUGCAGUUGGACACUACAGGCAGGGUACACUGUGGAAUGAUUCGGGAUCCAUCACUUCCUUGCAUGACCGUGCAGCCUUGUCAGGCAAGUGGAAGCAGCCUCUGAUCGUUCUGGGAGAGUGUCUCAUUGCCGAUAGUCACUUCGCGAUGAAGUCAGGUGGUGGAUUGGAUGCUCAGAAUCGAUGCCAGGUUGCCGGAGCGGUGCACAUGAGGAAGGACAAGAAAUGGGUCUUUCACAGUAGUUUGUCCAGGAUCACCGGACUCACAGUUACUGUGAUGAAACAAUACACCAGUCGUCGUGACGUCUCGGACCAGGUUGUAGUUUCGGCUCAUCCUGACACCUUCCUCUCAUCCCGGACAUGUCCUACCAUCGGCGAGAUUCCCGAUCAACGCAACGACGUCAUGGUCGAUCCCUUCGCAGGGAUCAUCACUCCCGCAAUUGGGAGGUCUCGACAGGAGCCAGUGUUCGCCGGCGUCUUACUUCGCCUGAUCAGAGGUGAUUUGGUCUCUCCGGAUGGGCAGGAUUUCGUCACGAUCAUGAACGCGGAACAUAAGAAACGUCAUCCUCAGAAGGAGUUGCGUGACUGGGAAGCUAGGUACGACACUUUGAAGCAUGUUGCGGAGGAGUUGGCGGUUGAGUUCAGAAAACGUGCUCCAGUCAGGGCUAAUGCCGCCUUGUUCAAUCGACUUCAGGAAUUGGAGAUUGAGAAUGCAGCGCUCAGACGACCAUCCUCUACAUCCACACCACCAGGCAGGCGGGUCACCCCGAAAUCGAGUGCUUGCGCACCCACCUCCUCGGACAAGUCGGGGAAAGGCUCGACGAAACGCAGGCUUCCCUUCCAUGAACCUACAGAGGAGCCCGAACAUGAUCCUCUUCACGGACUAAUGGAGGCGGAGAAUCCAGAUGAUGUUCCUACGGAACCGAUGACGCCACCCUUGGAGGAUCAGACCUUCGGGGAUGAGGACGCCGAAGACCCCAACAUCACAUAUGCCAGGUUCAUGUGUUCAGCCGACAGCCAAAGGUUUCUUGAGAAUUGUUCGAUCACCAAGUUCAACAUCACUAGUGUGAAUCAGUGGUUGGCAGGCGCCAGGCUGGGGAAGUCCAAGAAGAAGGCGCUUGAUCUUGCCGUGUCAAAGUUCACGGCAGCCGCAGGAAAGUUGGAUGCCGGAUCGAAACGUCCUGUUGAUUCCAUCGCGGUCGAAUGGGGUCUGAGUGUCACUUUGGCUUCCAAAGUUGAAUGA